Molecule: messenger RNA, 825 nt
Organism: Dissoconium aciculare CBS 342.82
Lineage: Eukaryota; Fungi; Ascomycota; Dothideomycetes; Mycosphaerellales; Dissoconiaceae
Exons: 1
Coding region: 1-825 (274 amino acids)
Source: RefSeq, a predicted model, not a curated record
AUGCGUCUACCACAAGCAAUCAUCUUUCUCCUCACCCUGUUCACCACCGUCCACGCCUUCACGCUACCGUCGCUAGACGACUUCACAUCACCGGCGAACGAACUCUUCAAGCGUAAAGGUGGUGGCGGUGGACGAGGAGGCGGAUCAUCCUCGUCAGGCGGAUCAUCCUCAUCGGGCGGAUCAUCCUCAUCUGGUGGUUCCUCAUCAGGAGGCAGCUCGUCCGGCGGGUCGCGCGGAGGUUCCAGCGGCGGAAGCACCGGCAGCAGUGGCGGCAGCACCGGCGGCGGCAGCGGCGUCCGAGGACCCAGCUACGGCGGCGGAGCGUACUACGGCGGCGGUGCCAGAACCCCAUACCGCGCAGGCUCUCCUUCCUCCGGCCGCGGCGUCCCCGCCGGCCUCCUCGUCGGCGGAACCGCGGCGCUCUUCAUCCUCCCCGGAAUCUGGGCCUACAGCGUCUACAACUACCCGUACAGCCGACCGUGGUCGUACUACAACCAGACCGCGAACCGCAACGAGACCAACCCGGUCCAGUGCCUCUGUGAGCAGUACUCGGACUGCGGCUGCGACGAGGACAACACCGACCAGGACUACAUCAACGCCGUCGCGAACAACGGCAGCAUUGCCCGCGUCGGCGACAUCAACGGCACCCAGACGCUCGUCAUCAACGGCACGAUCCCCAACGACACCGACUCCAGCUCGGCGUCGGGCAGCUCGGCGUCGGGCAGCCCGACCCAGUUCAACGCCGGCCUUCGCCUGCCUGUCGGCGGCGCUGGCGGAUGGGCGCUCGUCGCGGGUGCCAUCGCGUCUGCUCUGUGGGUGUUGUAG